This is a messenger RNA of Tuber aestivum (summer truffle), 218 nucleotides long. The record is from the annotation of a GenBank genome assembly. Lineage: Eukaryota; Fungi; Ascomycota; Pezizomycetes; Pezizales; Tuberaceae.
AUAUCCAUGUCCGAUGAGAAACGCCGGGUUCUUGAGUGGCUAUCUCCUCUGACAUCACGGAACAGGCAUCAGACCGUUCGUAACGCCCGAGCGGAUGGGGUGGGAGACUGGCUGAUUGACACAGACAUCUUUUCUGCAUGGAGCGCAUUGGAGGAUAGGGCGGCAAAGCCUGUCCUGUUAUGCUAUGGAGACCCAGGGGUCGGGAAAACAUUUAUCAC